UUUAAUCAGUAUAACUGCAGUGACAUUUCUGAUAUGUACAUUGGUUUUGAAUAUGAUGUAAGGAAACGAUAUGUAUUUUUUGUAAUUUUUAGAACGCGGCUUGAUUUUUGCGUUAAAAAACAAGUUGCGGCCUCUCAUCACCGCAAGACUGAAGUGCCUGGAACAGGAGUACGCCGAAAUAAAGUCUAUGGUGACCAAAGUAACUGACAACUCUGAGUCGGUCGAAUUUGAUAAGUUCGGAAAAUACCUAUCUGAUGUGACGCGAAUGUUAGAUGAUUUCAAGAUAAAGGUGGACAACGUUCUGAAGGAAGAGCGCAACGUGAUAAAUUCGUUGUUGAAUUGCGCGGCGAUGUUGCGCGUGUCAACGUCGGUUUUUAAGGCCGACCCUAAGGGCAGUGAUCCGUCGGCUUCGAACCCCUCCUCGAAGGUUUCCUCGACCAAAUUAAAUAACAGAUGUCCAUUGACCGGUCUCGGCUACCUCGCUGAAGAUUCAAGCGAUGAUGACGACAACGACAGCAUCGACGAAGAAUUGGGUUCAGACACAGGCGCUCAGCUUGAACCUCAGUCGCAGAUGCAGUAUAUGUCCAGUCCGUCGCGGUACGUGUCACAUGAUCUGGCGGCCAUGCUUAUCGAUGUUGACUGGUCAACGGACGACGAACAAGAACCUGGGCCUUCACGUGUCACUGAUCAGCAGGUGAUUGACUGGUCACUGCGCAGAGACCGGCGCUAG
Messenger RNA from Soboliphyme baturini, 730 nucleotides. The record is from the annotation of a GenBank genome assembly. Lineage: Eukaryota; Metazoa; Nematoda; Enoplea; Dioctophymatida; Soboliphymatidae.